GUGUUUUGAUGACAGUUCGGUCGGCAUCGGGCAUCCCUAAAAUAUUGAGUGCUUAGAUCGCUGUGCUUGUCGUAUUUCUUUUUUCGUAGAUGGUUUAAAUAGUUAAUUUUCCACAAAUAAAUAUUAGUACAGCAAUAAUUUAUUAGCUUAAACUUAAAUAUUAAUUAUAAUUUAGUGUCGUAGUUAUUAAAUGCCAUAAAUAUGGCGCAUUUGCAAUACAUGCCCGGGGAUCCGCGUCUUGUCGAUCAACUCGUAUAUGAAUUAAAAUCGAAGGGUAUAUUUGAUCAGUUCCGUAAGGACUGCAUAGCGGAUGUGGACACUCGUCCAGCGUACCAGAACUUAAGGCAGCGUGUUGAGAACUCCGUAUCCUCAUUCCUGUCCCGCCAGUGCUGGAAACCAGACCUCAACAAGAACCAGCUUCGCGAGAAGCUUAGAAAACAUAUCUUGGAUGGUAACUACCUAGAACAGGGAGUAGAAAGAAUUGUCGAUCAGGUGGUAAAUCCAAAAGUCGCGUCAGUAUUUAUUCCACAAGUAGAAGACCUAGUAUACAACUACUUAGGCGUGCCUAGAAAGAAAUCAACUGCAGAGACAUCUAACGGAAAAGUAGGCGCAGAUGAUCUCCUACCGACAGAUUUGGAGGCAGUUAGCCCUGGCUCCGUCAAAAGCAACGAUGACAAGUUUGAAGAGAUGGACGGAGAUCUUGAAGAGCAUAAGAUGGAAGUAGACAAUGUAAAGGAUGAAGAGAAACCUUCCGUUUCAGAUAUAGAGAAACCCAAAGUUGAAAGCGAAACUCAAAACAAUGUCAUUGAACUCACAAACGAUUCUGAUAUGGACCUUGAUAAGUCUCAUGACGAUAUAAAACUAGAAAAUAUUCCGCCUCCUGAUAACAGUCCGCCGAAGGUAGAAAAUGAAAAUAUACAACUUGAGAAAAUUGAACUUCCGAAAGAACCGAACACAGUUUUGGAAGCACCCCAUCCUGAUGAAAUACCGCUUCCAAAAGAUGAUAAGGAUCAUUUCUUCAAACCUGUAGGUGUUAAUAGUGAUGAUGAUUCAAGCAGCGAUUCGUCCUUGCGAAGGAACAUGUCUCCAUUAACUCCAAUUAGAAAUUACAAUAAUGAAAAUUCUUGCGAUGCCCAACAGGCUUUCGAGAAUGAUUCGGACAGCAAAAGUAACGAUGUUAAAAAGGAACCAAGUUCGUUUAGGUUCGCUAUUGAAGCUAAAUCCCCAGAACAGAAUAGCUUGGAAGCAAAACCAGAGAAGAAGGAUAGUGAGCAAGCAAACUUGGCGUAUCAGUUCAACAAUCAAGUGAAUAUUAACACGACACACACCUUCAAUACGCCGAUGUAUGACGACAGUUCAAACAGCAACAAUUUACAAAUAGAUUAUGAAAGUGAUGUUAACAGCAAAAUUAACGCAGAGAAAGUACCUGAAGCUAACCAGAACUCAGAGGACAAAAGAGAUAAGAAGAGUGACGAUCGGAAAAGUAGUCACAAGAGCUCCCACAGGUCCAGGGAUUCACACAGACAUUCAAGUAGCAAAGACAAAAGUAGGUCAGAAUCUAAACAAUCUUCGUCUAGAGACAGUAGCAGGCAUGACAAGAAACCAAAAGAUGAUCACAGCAAAUCUAAAUCCAGUCACAAGGAGAGGGAGAAGUCGAGAGACAGAUCUGACAAGAAGGAUAGUAGGGACUCUUCUAAACACAGGAGCUCUACACACAAAAGCAGCUCUAGCCACAGAGACUCGAAAUCUCAUCGCAGCUCAAGCUCAAGCCAGAAACACUCGAGCGACAAAAAAUCGAGCGAUGACAAAAAAUCUUCGGAUGAUAAAAAAUCUGAUGAAAAGAAAUCUUCGUCUUCCUCGACUCAUAAAUCCGAAAGGAGUUCCGAGAAAAGUUCUGACAGGAGUUCUAGGGAUAAAAGAGAUUCGAAAUCCAGCUCCCAUCGUUCAGACAAAGAUAAGAAGAGUAGCAGCAAGAGCAAACAUGAUGAGAAAGAUAAGAAAAAGGAAAAGAAAGAUAUUGACGACCAUUACAGUGUCUCAGGUAGAGGCAACCACUCGAGGCGCUCAACGGACAGAGAUUCUAAUGACGGCAGCUCAUCCUCCAAGGGAUCUCAGAAUCAAUCUGGUUCAAAAACAGCAGAAAAUAAGAAAGAAACAAAGAGCUCUAGCUCCAAAUCAGAUAAUACUUCAACUAGCGGAGAAUCUAACAGCCCCAGUGACAAGGAACAUGUAAUAACUACGGCCAGUGAUGUAAAAAAUAACCAAAAGCCCAUCAGAGUUGAAAAUCAUUUAGAGAACCCUAUCACAAGUCCCCCAAGAUUACCUUUUGUACCAGAUGUGACGUUAAAAAAGCCAAAAUUCGCAGCCAACCUGGAAGAAGCUAAACGGAUGAUGAAAAUGAGGAAGUUUUUAGAUGAAGAACAGAAGAGAAUGAACCAAGAAGCUGCAUUACUGCUUGAAUUUCAGGCUAACGUAAGGCCUAGUUUGAGUCAAGUGUAUUCAAGUAUUCCUGGACCUGAACUAGAAUUCGCUUGCGUGGGCAAUGAAGUUAACAGUAUUGUGCAAACUGAAAUAAGCAAAACUGAAUCUGUUGUGGAAGAACCUGUAGAGUCUGAAGAGUUAGUAGAGACUAUGGAAACUGUAGAGAUGGUUACUGAACAUGAGACCGAAGUCGAAGAAAUAAAUACAGAAGAUAAAAGCAAAGUUUCCAGUGAAAUCAUGGACCUUGAAAACACACAGACAAAUGACACGGAAAUGUUUGAUGAAGCCGAAGCAAAGGCAGCUGCAGACAAAAAUGAGACUUACAACGAAAACAAACCAUUUUCUCAGCUCAUGGAAGAAAUAUCAGAAUACAGUAAAGCUUCAGAGAAAAGUAAGAAAGACGCGUUAGGUAAUUUAGUUGAAGAUGAAAAUAAGAAGAGGACAGAAUUCUUCGAAGUCACUAUUAUAACGGAAGAACUAUCGGAAACUGAUGAACCAGAAAAUACGUUCACAGCAGAUUCAGAGCCAGAAACAGUAAUUAAAGAAGAACCAACAAUAUCAGAGGAAAUAUCGAAGGAGGCUCAAUCUCCCGAGUCUCCUAAACCUGAUAUAGUUCGCACAGUUACACCAGACGAAGAAAACUUACAAUACUUCGCUGAACAUGAAAAAUUCGAGGCAGAAUUAAAGAGACACCAAUACAGCGACUUCCUAAAAGCAUACAUGGAAAGAAACAUAGUUUCCGACAAAAUCCACAUCAUAAACUGCGAUUCAUAUGAAGAGAAUAUAAUAAAAGAAGUAUGCGCGAACUUUGGAAACUUUGAAGUGAUAAAUUAUUACAAGAACGGCCAUUUCAAAUUACAGAAUACAGCUAAAAAUGUCAUUAAAAACGUGAACUUGGCUUCAGAGAUAUCGUUACCUAUAGACAACACAUAUGAAUCUAAGUCUCCUACCCCUGUAUUUAGUCCUUCAAAAUCGGAGUGCUCCUUCGAAUUAUCCAGUGAUUAUGAUGCUAAAUUAGAAGAGAUGGUGAACAAGACAUCUCGGCAAGAAGUCAUGGAGAUUAUACUUGGUAGCGUUAUAAGUCAGGAUGAGAACCCUUCGAUAGAUUAUUGUACGGAAUCUAACAUUGAUAAUGAGUUGCACUUGAAGAGGAAAUUGGAGACAGAACCUGCUGAGAACAACAACAGGCAUGUUUUGAAGAAGAUGAGAAAAAUGAGCGACUCCGAUCAGAUCUCAUCGACAACGGAAGAAAGCGAAGAGGUUUCGAACAACAAUAGGGUCCCCCCGACGAGGUCUAAAUACUUGGGUAGGGCGAGACGGGUUGGCUUGCCCAGACCCAGGAGAAAUACUAAUAAUUUGCCAAACAGUCCGUCAAGCGAUAAAUCAGUGGAAAACUACGAACAGAAUACUCAAGCAACUCCACAAACUCCAAAUGGCAAGCUCAAGUCCGUCACGCGAACGAAAGUACAAAGGUACGAUACAUCUGACCUGUACAAGCCUAAACUUCAUUAUUUGUCCAGAAGGAAUAACAUCACUUAAGUAAAGAAAUAUUUGUUUUACUGUCUAUCCGAAGCUGAAAUGUGACCACUUGCUUACCGCUAAAAUAACUGAUAUCAAUCCAAAAUUAAGAAUAGAAGUUAUGUUAAAAAUCCAAAUCAAUCCAAUGAUUUUGGAUUGAAUACUGUGCCCUUAGUAUUCGCUCUGCGGGC
Molecule: messenger RNA, 4190 nt
Organism: Spodoptera frugiperda (fall armyworm)
Lineage: Eukaryota; Metazoa; Arthropoda; Insecta; Lepidoptera; Noctuidae
Product: biorientation of chromosomes in cell division protein 1-like 1
Exons: 5
Coding region: 202-4020 (1272 amino acids)
Source: RefSeq, a predicted model, not a curated record